Messenger RNA from Desarmillaria tabescens, 2238 nucleotides. Its product is annotated as P-loop containing nucleoside triphosphate hydrolase protein. Gene Ontology annotation, cellular component: membrane. Lineage: Eukaryota; Fungi; Basidiomycota; Agaricomycetes; Agaricales; Physalacriaceae. Bases 1 to 1959 code for a protein of 652 amino acids. The transcript is spliced from 3 exons. Gene Ontology annotation, molecular function: GTP binding. The record is from RefSeq and is a predicted model, not a curated record.
AUGGGUGCGGCUGUCUCUAUCAUUGCAAGCGUAGCUGCAGUUGCGAUCCCCGCCAUUAUUGGCGCAAUCAGAGGCAGCAGAGUUGAAGAAAACCCGACUAUGCGAGCUAUCGAAGAACAGCACAGAAGGGAGGAAGAAGAGAGAGCCGAAGCUCAACGACGCGCCGAGCAAUUGGAACGAGAGAGGCAAGAGCAGGCCGAAAGACUCAGGAGGGAGGAAGAGGCAGCCCAGAGAGCGGCGCAACAUGCGGAGCAGCUGGAGAGGGAAAAGCAGGCUCAGGCCGAGAGAAUCCGAGUCCAGCAAGAAGAUGCACAAAGGGCGGCUCAACACGCACAACAAUUGGAGAAGGAGAAACAGGAACAGGCGGAGAAUGCCAAAAGAGAGCGAGAGGCAGCUCAGAGGGCGGCACAGAAGGCGAUGGAGGCCAAGUGGAACGCAGGGAUUCGUCCGGUUGAAUGGCCUUCCAAGGAGAAAUACGAAGCGAUGAAACGACGUUUUUACAAGGAGGGAAAGUUCCAUCUCGCCAUCGCUGGAAUUUCGGGAACGGGAAAGUCAUCUCUCAUCAACGCCUUUCGAGGCAUAUGGGACGACGAACCAGGUGCCGCCGCGACUGAUAUUGUUGAAAGCACUGCCGUCGUUACUCCUUACCCAGAUCCCAAUCCAGCCAACCCCUUCAUUUGGUUCGACGUCCCGGGUUCAGGCACUCUAGCAUGUUCUGAUUGGACCUACUUUAACGACCAAGGUCUCUAUAUUUUCGACGCUAUCAUCGUUUUGUUCAACGAUCGCUUCACCACCACCGACGUCGCUAUCCUGAAGAACUCUGAGCGAUACAAAAUCCCGACCUACAUCGUUCGCUCCAAAUCUGACAUCCACCUUGAUAACAUUAUCCAGAAGAAAAGGCGGGGAGCUGGUGCCAACGCUAAUCCCGCCAAAGUCCUUGAUGAGGCUCGCAAGGAGUAUAUUACGAGGACCCAGGAGAGCGUCAGGUUGAAUUUGAUGAAGAACGAUCCUCCUAUUCAGUCGCAGAAGAUGUACGCCGUCUCACGAGAUACGCUGACGAUGAUUGUCCGGGAGGAACCGCUCGACUCGGAUAGCCUUCUGCUGAACGAGUAUGAGCUCUUGAAGGACAUCCUUCAGGACGCGUAUUCGCGACGUUCUGAGAAGUCGUAUGGCACGAUGUCGGAUCUCAUGAAGAAGACUGUUUUGGAGGCCCAGAAGGAAACGGAGUCCAAGUGGCACUCAGGUAUUCAUCCGGUUGAAUGGCCUUCCAAGGAGAAGUACGAGGAAACCAAACGUCGUUUUUACACGGAGGGAAAGUUCCAUCUCGCCAUCACUGGGAUUUCGGGAACCGGCAAGUCGUCUCUCAUCAACGCCUUUCGAGGCAUAUGGGAUGACGACGAGGGUGCUGCUAUGACCGAUAUCGUUGAAAGCACCUCGGUUGUUACUCCCUACCCAGAUCCGAAUCCCGAUAACCCUUUCGUCUGGUUUGAUGUACCGGGCUCGGGAACGCUUGCGUGCUCUGAUUGGACCUACUUCAACGAUCAAGGCCUCUACAUUUUCGACGCCAUCAUCAUCCUAUUCAACGACCGCUUUACCGCCACCGACAUCGCUAUCUUGAAGAACUCUGAGCGAUACAACAUCCCGACCUAUAUCGUUCGCUCUAAAUCCGACAUUCACGUUGAGAAUAUCAUCAAGAGGAAGAGGCGAGGAGCUGGCGCGAGGAGAGACCCUGCCAGCAUUCUUCAUGAGGCUUGCAAGGAAUACCUCACGAGGACGCAGGAGAGUGUUCGGUCAAAUUUGAUGAAGAAUGAUCCUCCUAUCCGUUCGAAGAAGUUGUAUGCUGUUUCCCGGGACACCUUAACGAUGGUGGUCCGAGAUGAGCCACUCGAGGAUGCUCUCGUUCUCAACGAACCAGAGCUGUUGAAGGAUCUCCUUCAGGAUGCCUACUCACGGCACUGAGUCGUCGGCGGGUACGAUGGUGGAUCUGAAGAAGAUUGGCGUGGACAUCGUUGGAUUAUUUACAAACUAGGUUCUCCUUUACGAAUUUUUUCUUUUUUCCAUAUGCGUUAUAGGGCAGUGUUUUCCUUGAAUUUGUCUUUGGUUUUAGUUCAGCUUGGUUCUGUACGUCGUAGUUCAAAUUCACUUCACCUUGUUAUUUAAUUUGUCAGCAUGCAUUGAUUGACUUCUCAAAUUCAGACUCUGUAUUUCAGUUACAUGUCCAAUGCUUUCUGAGGGACU